AUGAGCUCUUUCAACAAUCUUCCCCGACCUCAAAGCGUGCAGUCUGGCCUACCAAAACACUUGAUCUUCAGAGUUCGACGUGUUCCACUUGAUUCACCGGGGGAUCUAGUAGCAGCAGCUCAUAGCCCGAGCUACUUUCAACUACAGGCUGGCCCAGCAGAUAUUUUGUGCCUACCAACAAGUGCAGAAAGCGCAGAGACACUCAUCCCGUAUCUUCUCGAAGCGUUAAUCGUUGGCGACGAUCCCAAGUGCCACGGGUGCAAGAAAAGCAGCAAUGCUGUAGCGGAGACGCGAAAGAAGUGUUCUGCCUGCGCAAAAGCUUGGUACUGUUCUCAGGAUUGCGAGAGUAAGAACUGUAAGAGCCACGAGCUUGCAUGUCUUGCCAACAGGCAAGGUCCGAACAGCACAACUUCAGCAUCAGCAUCCGGUCUGCGUAGCAACGAGUGGACUCAAGAUCCAGUCAGCUUCUUCACGAAGGUCGCUUAUACGAAGCCAGAAGCUAAGGAUCUUGCGAGGAGUUUGAACAUACCUCUACCCACCUCUAGGAACGACUUCGGAGGCACAAUGAAGCCCAUGCGUCGCCUGGUAGUCACAGGCAAAGACACCCCCGAGAACAUGGAGCUCUUAUUCGGACCAGGCUGGCGAAACACUCUGCUAAAAGACCAAGAAGAAGCCCGCCUCCAUGUCCUGCUCAACCCUCCCCGCGGCUCUCCCAGUUAUGCCGUGGAUUCAAGACUCGACAGUGGCGCACCAAACUGGUCACCACGGCCUGCGAGCGACGGUGAGAAGCAGAAGGUUGCAGAGGUCAGAGAGAUGCAGGAAAUGAUUCGUAACAAAGUCGGAAGUGGUCGCUCGCCAUCCAAUGCCGACACGCGGGAAAUACUGAAUUCUUUUGGUGCCGCGUGGGCGGAAAAGACGGAGAUCUACACACUGGCCCUGAACACCAUGGACCAGACCGUUGCUCCUUUGCCUUAA
Zasmidium cellare ATCC 36951 is the source of this 975-nucleotide messenger RNA. RefSeq lists its product as uncharacterized. The transcript has 2 exons. Bases 1 to 975 code for a protein of 324 amino acids. The record is from RefSeq and is a predicted model, not a curated record. NCBI's taxonomy places the organism in Eukaryota, Fungi, Ascomycota, Dothideomycetes, Mycosphaerellales, Mycosphaerellaceae.